AUGCCUUGUAAUUUCGUUUCACCGUCUACGCCUCUCAGACGCCGCCUUGAUCUGUUUCUGCGACUUUCUCCACCUCCGAGUCGAGGCUGUCCUCACUUCAGGAACCUUAACGAUACUUUCGUUCCCAUGAUCUUCAUCAUAUUUGAUAAUUACGCAUAUGAACUUGGAGUCAAAACUGUGCUCGCAGGCAUCCUCGCCUUACUACUCGGUCUCCUUGGCUUUGUUAUCAGCGUAUUUACCCUCGGAGUAGUUUGGAUCGUCCCUGCGAUGGGGACGCAGGCACCUCCCUACCGAGAACCGAUCCAUCGUAGCCCGAAGAAGCUCCGUGGUCUUAUAUUGACUGCCUCCCCAGAAUCUAUGCUUCAGACCCUCCCGCCGAUCCCUCCCGCGUCCAAGACUCCUUCCCUUCGGCGAGCAGCAUCGUUUCCUGACCUCCAUAAAACGCCUUCUCCCGAGCGACAACCCCUCAUGACAUCGAGGCAUGUUUCUUUCAAUAUCGGAGCUCCAGAAUCUCACAAUCCAAGUUUGGCGAGGUCCGUCAGCAUGAACCCAUCCUCUAUGCCGCCGGCAAUUCAGCGUCGUUGGCCACCUGCAAUGUCUUCAUUCUCCAGGCGUCGGUCAACACAAGAGGAAUCUCCUCCAUCCUUACCCACCGUACGAGACGAAAGUAAUACCACCGCGUGCAAUCACAGAUCGUCGCCCACCUCAAAGAGUACCUGUGUGCAUGACCUUCGACUCGAUUGUUCUGAUGAGCGUGAUGAAUGCUGUCGUGGUGGUCGUCGAAAUAGUUUGGCCUGUGAUGAAGAUGGCAGGAUGAACCUACCUCGAGGGGACUCUUUUUCCGAAGGAACAACUUCUACGCGCUCAUCCCGAGCCAUAUCUUUACGAUUGCCAUCUGUUCGGAAAGCUUUGAGUAGAAAACGUCGUCCAACAAGCGUUCCACCGCAUACGCCUGCUAUGGUCAACAUCAACGCGAAGGAGCAGUCUCAACAGCAAAACCCUACAGCCGUGUACCCCGUGAGGACAUCGUCGCCUCCUCUCUCCCCCACGUCCGGUGAAAUGUAUCAUGCAGAAUACGUGAAUCCUUUCCGGACGAAGAAAUCAAAGGUCACCCCCAAAUUUGAGGGUUCGAAAUCCAGUCGCAGGUCGAGGUUUUCAUUGUCUGGUCCAUGGUCAAGUACUAAACCUGCGGGUUUGUCGCCUGACUUGGCAUCUUCCUCAACAUCGCCAACUUCCAUUUUUUCGAACUCGCCAUCUGCACUUCGUAAGACAUUCACGAGCCACUUCACUCCUUUCUUCAAGUCCCCCGCUAUCAAUUCUCCUUCAAGCUUUGAGUCUCUCUCUCCCAUGCCCUCACCGCAGCUACAGCCAUAUGGUCCUCCUUGGAAUGCUGUGAUGCCAGGGCAAUAUCACGAUCUGGUGAAUGGCAGCCUAGAUGACGUUCUUAUCAAGGGACCACGUCACGGACACAAAGAGGCUGAGGACCGUCGGGGGUUCAAGUUGCACUCUCAUACCCUUACGCCGAUAGACUCAUCUGAGAGCGAAUAUUCGCCCGACAAGCUUGUGGAUGAGCUAGUUCAGCCUCCGUCGGAAUUGACGCACUCUCAGGAUGCCAUUACAGGUGCCACUGCCGAAGUAGCUCAGAUAACACCUCUGAGGCUUUGA
This is a messenger RNA of Suillus bovinus, 1665 nucleotides long. RefSeq lists its product as uncharacterized. The coding region runs from base 1 to 1665 and encodes 554 amino acids. Lineage: Eukaryota; Fungi; Basidiomycota; Agaricomycetes; Boletales; Suillaceae. The transcript is spliced from 5 exons. The record is from RefSeq and is a predicted model, not a curated record.